This is a messenger RNA of Colletotrichum spaethianum, 1608 nucleotides long. RefSeq names its product sugar transporter STL1. Bases 1 to 1608 code for a protein of 535 amino acids. Gene Ontology annotation, cellular component: membrane. Gene Ontology annotation, molecular function: carbohydrate:proton symporter activity. Lineage: Eukaryota; Fungi; Ascomycota; Sordariomycetes; Glomerellales; Glomerellaceae. The record is from RefSeq and is a predicted model, not a curated record. Gene Ontology annotation, biological process: transmembrane transport; carbohydrate transport. The transcript has 2 exons.
AUGACCAUCCUCGUCGGUCGACCGCUCAACUGGGCCAUCACGGCCACGGCCGGUUCCGGCUUCCUCCUCUUCGGGUAUGACCAGGGCGUCAUGUCCGGUCUCCUGACGGGCUACGCCUUCACCCGGACUUUCCCCGAGAUCGACACGAGUAACGGCGGCGGCGGCAGCUCUUCGCUGCAGGGCACGGUCGUCGCCAUCUACGAGAUUGGAUGUUUCUUUGGCGCCAUCUUUUGCCUGCUAGUCGGCGAGAAGCUCGGCCGGCGCAAGUGCAUCAUGCUCGGCUGCGUCGUGCUCAGUAUCGGCGCCGCGCUGCAGGCCGCGGCGUUCGGCAUCCCGCAAUUGAUUGUGGGUCGUAUCGUCGCCGGUCUUGGCAACGGCAUGAACACCAGUACCAUUCCUGUGUGGCACUCGGAGCUAAUGAAGGCGGAUAACCGCGGGCGUGGUCUCGCUAUCGAGCUCGCCAUCAACAUCUUUGGUGUCAUGACCGCGUACUGGGUUGAUUAUGGUAUGAGUUUCGUGGCCAACGACUCUCAGUUCCGUUUCCCCUUGGCUCUGCAGAUUCUCUUCGCUGUCGUGACAUUCUUCGGCGUCUUGGUCCUCCCCGAGUCGCCCAGAUGGCUCAUCGCCCACGACCGCCACGACGAGGCCCGUCACAUCCUCUGGGCCGUUGAAAAGGACGCCAGGUCAAUUAGCGAGACUGAGCCUAAGCUGCAGCGGAACCUGGCCGAGAUUCAAGCCGCGAUCCGCGAAGAGCGCGAGGCCGCCAACGCCGGCAGCUUCAGGAUGAUGUUCAAGAACGGCGAUCAAAAGUUCUUUUACCGCACAAUGCUCGGAAUUGGAGGCCAGUUCAUGCAACAGCUCAGCGGUAUUAACCUAAUUACCUACGUGAGCAGCCCUUACACGCUACACCGUAUUUCUUCAGAAGCUAACAAGUACCAGUAUGCCCCCGUAAUCUUCCAAGAGUCCGUUGGCAUGACGCACAGCCUGUCGCUGCUCCUUGCGGGCUUCAACGGCAUCGCUUACUUCUUCUCUUCCCUGAUCCCAAUCUGGAUCAUUGACCGUCUUGGUCGCAGGAAGCUCAUGCUCUUUGCCGCGGCGGGCCAGUGUGCCUGCAUGGCCAUCCUCGCAGGCACGGUCUCCAACGGCAGCGUCCCUGCCGGAAUCGUCGCCAUUGUGAUGCUCUUCCUCUUCAAUUUCUUCUUCGCCGUCGGCCUGCUUGCCAUCCCUUGGCUGCUGCCUGCCGAAUAUGCCCCCUUGGCGAUCCGCACGCGUGCCGCGGCACUAGCGACGGCGUCCAACUGGAUAUUUACGUUCUUGGUCGUCGAGAUCACACCGGUCAGCAUCAAGAGCAUUGGCUGGAAGACCUACGUGUACUUCUGCAUCUUCAACGCCUUCUUCGUGCCGCUCAUCUACUUCUUCUACCCCGAAACACAGAACCUCAGCCUCGAGCAGAUCGACAGGCUGUUCACGGGCGGAAAGGUGCAGCUGCACUGGAAGGCGAGCAUGGGUACCCCCGGCGAGGGAACGAGAGUCAUCGAAGAGAAGGACUCGGAGUCUGGCUCGGGAGAGGUUCUCCGUGUGGAGAACAAGGAGUACGCUCCUAACUAG